AUGACGAUGGAAGUCAAACAAAGCCGAUUUAAGAUAUUCUUCAAAGACAAUGCGUUGAUGUUAUUGAACGUGCUGGGUAUUAUAAUUGGCCUGGCACUAGGUUUUGGACUCCGCGAAGUACAUCCCUCAAAGGAUGCUCUCAUGUGGAUUGCUUUGGAUAUCGACGAUCGUGUGUUCGAGGAAGGUUUCCCCGGUGAACUGUUUCUAAGAAUGUUACGGAUGUUAAUCGUUCCUCUUAUUGUCUGUAGUGUUAUCUCAGGUGCGGCCUCAAUGGACCCAAAAUCAAAUGGAAAAAUAAGUUUAAUCGCCAUAGGUUUUAUUGUUGUGACUCAUCUGAUAGCUUGUACUAUAGGGGUGGUCUUAUCAAUACUUAUAAAACCAGGUGUUGGUGGAGAGAGCACAGACGCCGAUGAUAUCAGGGAGAAUUUAAUAGAAACUCAGGAUAUUUUUGCAGAUUUAUUUCGGAAUCUUAUACCUAAUAAUUUGGUGGAAACAGCCUUUAAACAGGCCCAGACACAAUAUGAAAAAACAGUAGAAAAUGUGACCAGAAAUAGCACCAAUGGAAGUUUUAUUGAUGUAGUAGUUACGAUAUCUAAAAGUAAUGGCUCGACUGGCGGUGUUAAUGUUUUAGGUCUUAUAACGAUAAGUACGGUAUUUGGUGUAGCUAUCAGUAAACUCAAAAAGAAGGCUGAAAUUUUUCUACAAUUUUUUGUUGGUGCAACUGAACUUAUUUUAUUCAUACUUCGUAAUUUCUUCUGGGCUGGACCAAUUGGAAUCGCAAGUUUAGUGGCAGUAUCGAUCGCGCCGGUUGAGGACAUUGCCGGUGUAUUUUCACGACUGGGACUAUUUGUUGUGUGCGUAGUGGUCGGACUAAUAAUUCAUCAAUUUAUCAUUUUACCAGUUAUAUUCAUUAUAUUCAUGCGGAGGAAUCCAUUCAAGUUUAUGUUAUCGACAAUCCGAGCUAUUUUAUUAGGAUUUGCUUCCACCAGCACAGCCGUAGCCAUUCCGGAGAUGUUGGUAGCUUGCGACAAGGAAAAAGUAGAUCGGAGAGUGUCACGUUUUACCAUACCGUUUUGCGUUACGUUAAACGCUGACGGUAGCGUUAUAUACAUCACAUGUGCUGCAGUGUUCAUAAUACAGUUGUCUCUAGGAACCGUCACACCAGCUCAAUCCGCCAUUAUCGUAGACAGACUUAGAUCGCAGACAAAUGUAGUGAGUCACACGAUGAUAACAGCUAUAACGUACAGUUUAUGUAAAAAAUCUUUAAAACAAAACGACGAAGACAUUCUUGAAGUGGACAUCGUUGUCAAUGGCGACACAAAACAAGAAAAUCACGUGACAAAACUAUAA
Molecule: messenger RNA, 1350 nt
Organism: Lottia gigantea (owl limpet)
Lineage: Eukaryota; Metazoa; Mollusca; Gastropoda; Lottiidae
Exons: 11
Coding region: 1-1350 (449 amino acids)
Biological process (GO): L-glutamate transmembrane transport
Cellular component (GO): plasma membrane
Molecular function (GO): glutamate:sodium symporter activity; L-glutamate transmembrane transporter activity; neutral L-amino acid transmembrane transporter activity
Source: RefSeq, a predicted model, not a curated record